Molecule: messenger RNA, 1706 nt
Organism: Coniophora puteana RWD-64-598 SS2
Lineage: Eukaryota; Fungi; Basidiomycota; Agaricomycetes; Boletales; Coniophoraceae
Product: glyoxylate dehydrogenase
Exons: 6
Coding region: 1-1497 (498 amino acids)
Molecular function (GO): heme binding; oxidoreductase activity
Source: RefSeq, a predicted model, not a curated record
AUGUCCCUGAUCUCCUCACAGCAGGUUGCCGAGCACUCCAGCGCUGAGAGCUGCUGGAUUAUCGUUCACGGAAAGGUCUACGAUGUCACGCAGUUCCUCCCUGAGCACCCCGGUGGCAGCCGCAUCAUCCUCAAGUACGCUGGCCAGGACGCUACUGAGGCUUACGACCCCAUUCACCCUCCUGAUGCCAUCACGACUCACCUCCCUAAGGACAAGCACCUUGGUGCCGUUGACCCCAAAACCAUUAUCAAGGUCGUGAAGGAGGUGACCGCGGAAGAGAAGAGGCGCCAGGAGCUCCUGGCUGCCCGCCCCAGCUUGGAUGAGAUUGUCAACCUCCACGACUUCGAGGCCGUCGCCAAGGCCAUCCUCCCUGCCAAGGCGUGGGCAUACUAUUCGUCGGCUUCCGACGAUGAAAUCACCAUUCGCGAGAACCGUGCUGCAUACCAGCGCAUCUGGUUCCGUCCCCGUGUUCUCCGUGACGUUUCGACAGUGAGCUGGGCAACCACCAUUCUCGGCCAGAAGUCGUCGCUCCCCGUCUACAUUUCUGCCACCGCUCUUGGCAAGCUCGGCCACCCCGAUGGUGAACUCAACCUGACUCGCGCUGCCGGCAAGCACGGUGUGAUCCAGAUGAUUCCUACCCUCGCCUCGUGCUCUUUCGAUGAGAUCGUCGACGCUGCCGUUCCAGGCCAGGUCCAGUUCCUCCAGCUUUACGUGAACCGUGACCGCGAGAUCACCAAGCGCUACGUCCAGCACGCCGAGAAGCGCGGCGUCAAGGGCCUCUUCAUCACCGUCGAUGCUCCCCAGCUUGGCCGCCGUGAGAAGGAUAUGCGCAUGAAGGUUGUCGACGAGGGCGGUGUCGCCAAGGUUCAGGACGGUCAGGGUGAUAUCAAGAAGGAUGAGGGUGUUGCCCGUGCUAUCUCCUCUUUCAUCGACCCCAGCCUCUCGUGGAAGGACAUCCCCUGGUUCAAGAGCAUCACGAACAUGCCUAUUGUUCUCAAGGGUGUCGCCACCCCCGAGGAUGCCCUCUUGGCCUACGAUUACGGUGUUGCCGGUAUCGUCCUCUCUAACCACGGUGGUCGCCAGCUCGAUACCGCCCGCUCCGGUAUCGAGAACCUCAUCGAGGUCGUCGAGGCGCUCAAGACCCGCGGCCCAUGGCCCAAUCCCCGCUUCUCCGUCUUCGUCGACGGCGGUAUCCGCCGUGCGUCCGAUGUCCUCAAGGCCAUCGCCCUCGGUGCCUCCGCGGUCGGUGUCGGCCGUGCCUUCAUGUACUCGUUCUCGGCGUACGGCCAGGAGGGUGUCGAGAAGGCCUUCCAAAUCUUCCGUGAGGAGCUCGAGAUGAACAUGCGCCUCAUCGGUGCUCGCACGAUCGACGAGCUCGAGCCAUCGAUGGUCGACGCCAGCGGUCUCUCGUCGCACGUCGGCUUCACGCCCAUCGAUAACUUGUACAAUACCACAUACCAGCCGCUCGCCCUCGCCCAGUUCAAGACGCGGUUGUAAAAGCCCCGAUUGUCCUAGGUCUCUUUCUAGAAGCAGGAGAUUCUGGAAAGCUGGUGGCGAAUUGAUGGAAGGUUUCUAGACAUCUGAACACUGAUUAUUUUGCAUCGCUCUUCUAUUCCGCAUUUUACGCAUACGUAGCAUGAUUUAUGUAUAUACCACUGUACUAGAAAGGUCAUAUGUGCUCUAUUAUGACGGCAUUCAUAUUCCUC